This is a messenger RNA of Carassius auratus (goldfish), 2562 nucleotides long. RefSeq names its product diphosphoinositol polyphosphate phosphohydrolase 3-beta-like. The transcript is spliced from 5 exons. The record is from RefSeq and is a predicted model, not a curated record. Gene Ontology annotation, cellular component: cytoplasm; nucleus. Gene Ontology annotation, biological process: diadenosine hexaphosphate catabolic process; adenosine 5'-(hexahydrogen pentaphosphate) catabolic process; diphosphoinositol polyphosphate metabolic process. The coding region runs from base 370 to 1047 and encodes 225 amino acids. Gene Ontology annotation, molecular function: diphosphoinositol-polyphosphate diphosphatase activity; bis(5'-adenosyl)-hexaphosphatase activity; endopolyphosphatase activity. NCBI's taxonomy places the organism in Eukaryota, Metazoa, Chordata, Actinopteri, Cypriniformes, Cyprinidae.
GCGUUACUUUGAAUCAGUCACUGUCAUUUGUAUUAAAAUGAUAGUGAUGCGGCAUUUUUAUUAUUCUACUCACUUAAAGCGCUCGUGAAUCAGUUUCAUCCUUCGACCGUCGGCUGGAGUGAUGUCUCAUUCAUAUUUUCAAAAAGGGAAACGCCUAUCUGUUGAUGGUAUCUUGGGUUUUUAACGCGGAUCCUAUUGCAGCUGAUUUAAGGCGACUGCGCAGAGCUCGAGAGCCGCAGCAGAGAGGAGUCUCCACACAGCACUAAGCAGCCACCAUGGUCAAGACGAGAACACCCCAACUCACAAUCUCCGCUGUCACGAGAGGAAUAAUGUCUUCAACGUGAGGCACUUCUUAUAAAUGCAAACUGUAUGAUCAGCCUGGAAAAUCUGGAACGACUUUCAGCUCUUGGCCUGAAAGGCAGUUGCGUUGCGCGUAGGAUCCAAAAACUAGGCAACCGAGAACACUUGCAUUCUUGUUUUGUUCGGAGAAAACCCCACAUGAUGAAAUUUAAGCCCAAUCAGACAAGGACUUAUGACGGAGAGGGCUUCAAAAAACGAGCAGCGUGUCUGUGUUUCAAGAACGAUCGGGAGGACGAGGUUUUGCUUGUUAGCAGCAGUCGACAUCCAGAUCAGUGGAUCGUUCCAGGUGGAGGGAUGGAGCCAGAAGAGGAGCCUGGAGGGGCUGCGGUUCGAGAGGUCUAUGAGGAGGCUGGUGUGAGGGGCACCCUUGGCAGGCUUCUGGGGGUGUUUGAGCAGAACCAGGACAGCAAGCAUCGGACCUACGUGUAUGUGCUUACUGUUACAGAAACACUGGAAGACUGGGAGGACUCAGUUAAUAUUGGUCGGAAACGGAAAUGGUUCAAGAUCGACGAGGCGAUCCGGGUGCUACAGUGCCACAAACCUGUCCACGCAGAAUAUCUCCGUAAACUCACUCCUCGCUGCUGCCCUACGAACGGCAACACUCAGGAGCCAGUGAACACGGUUGACAACACCCCCCUCCAUCAGACAGCCUCACAUGACUGUGGACUGCCCCGUUUGCACAGAUAGAACUGCCACCAGAGGGCAUCGAUGCAAGGGAAACUUGGACUGGACUGGGAAAGACAGUUGUGCAUGUAUAAUUUCAAUGUUUACUAUUUGAACCUCUUUUUUUAAGUGUAGAAACCAAAGGCUUGUUAUGAAAUGCCUGCAGGUUUCUGGGUCAAUAUGAACAAGGAGAGUUAUUUUCAUAACUUUUCAUUUGUAAACGUGCAUUUCAAGCCAAAGAAGGUAAAGUUAUUUGAAGAACGUGAUGUUAAGUAUUAAGUGCAGAUCGAUGGAGACGAUAGCCAUGAUGGACAUUUUGGAAAUAUUAUUUUACAAAUGGCUUUAGAUGGAGGAAGACUGAUGGAUGUGCCAAGGUUUGACUGAUUUUUUUUUUUUUUUUUCAGAAAGGUUAUUUAGGAUUGUCUUUUGAAAUGCUGUCUAUUUAUAUCUAAUAGAUAACUAGGCAUAUUUGUUAGGUAUUGGGUAUAUACAAAUUCUUGAUGAACCAAAUAAGAAAACGAUUCAAUAAAAUCAUGAAUUAUAGAAUAUAUAAAUAGUUUAAAACUGAAUUUUUGGGCUGCUUUCGAUUAUUUAGAUUCCUUCAUCACAGAUAUCUACCUGUAAUAUAGGUUUAACAUGCUGUGAACUUGAAGGUCUUUUCACAGUUUGGUCUUAAAUGUGAAUUUGCCACAACAAAUGGUGCAAACUGAUCUCUCAUCUUUAUAUUUACACAAAAAGGUUUAAUUUUCCAUCUCCUGUAAGACAGAAGAACUACUUUUGAGCCACUGUCUCUUUAAGACAAUAUGGCAUUUGGUAAAAUGUGAACAAGGAAAAAUAUGUCAAUGGUUCAUAAAGAAAAAAACUAUGGAAUGUUAUACUGAUUAUAUAUUGCCUGAAGCGUAUUCUGAAUAUUUCAGAAAAAGAGAUGUUAACCCUAAUCUAUCUUGUCAAACCAGGGUUUCCAAAAGGCCACGGAAGUGCAAUAUACAUGUAUUGUGCAUAUACUAACAAUUCAAACUUAAAAAAAAAAAUCUUUAAAUAGCUGAGGAGGAGUUUAAUUAAAUUUUGCUUACUAUUUUGUUCCACUGGGGCCUUUGCAAUCUUUUUUUGUCAGUGAACUUAAUGUGGAAUUCACUGAAUAAGAUGGAAUAUGUUGCCAAACUGUUUUAUUAAGACUGUAAAAGGUAAACAAGCAUACUUAUCUUCCUCAGAGGGAAGAUUGCAUGUUAGGUUGUAAAUAUGUUUUAAUAUUAAAAAUGUCGGCUUCUGCCUAAGUAGUUUAUUUAGUAUUUAGAGUCUCAGUUUGUUUAGGACAUGAUUAAAGGAUUGCACUGCUAAAAACACAGGCACCUAAGCUCUUUACUUGUUGAUCAGUGAAGCUCUAUGAACACCGUUUAAUAUGUAAAAGAUUACCAUGUUAGAAUGUCCCCUAUGUGAUUUGACAGAUAUUACAAAUGUUUUUGCCUCUCUUUGGAAAAUCAGAAAUACCCUGAAAACUUUUGAACAAAAUAAACUCAUCUCUGUGUUCUAAAGUUGGAA